GUUCCCGCCUCAUACCAGCUAGCAAGGUGCCGAAGUGAAUCAGCCUGGCUUGGAGAUCCAGCGCCAGAGAGCUAAGAAGCGGCAGCGCCAGGCGAGGGAAACUUUGCAGACUUUGCAAGAGAAUCGCGGGUGCCGAUGUCAAACUAGGUGCUGGAUCGGGGAGACCCCCGCGUCUCUGCAGGACCGACCAAAAUGACUGAGUGAUCAUCCCGGGCUCGCUGCCUUCUCCGGCUUCCCCCGAUCCUCCAGGAAGCCGCAGCUUGAAGGAAGGAAGGAAGGUGUAGAAAAGAGCGCGGCUCGCUCAGGAAUGUUUACCCUUGCAGAAGUUGCAUCUCUGAAUGACAUACAGCCAACUUACCGAAUUCUGAAACCAUGGUGGGAUGUAUUUAUGGAUUAUCUGGCAGUUGUAAUGCUAAUGGUUGCCAUUUUUGCUGGAACCAUGCAGUUGACCAAAGAUCAGGUGGUUUGUUUGCCUGUGUUACAGUCUGCUGUAAGUGCGAAAAUGCAACCCAGCCCCUUGGGAAGUGCCAAAGCUACAAAUAUGCCAGAAUCCGAAACGCCAGCUAUUCAGGACAAAGACAAACAGGCAGCCAUGACUGUAUCUCUUGACACGACACCUGUCACUACGCCUGAUGUACGUAGAACUGCCUAUCCCCCAUUACACUCACCUGCUGCAAAUCAGGAAGCAAAGAAGGAGCAGAAAGAUUUUCUGGGCCGUAAGACUAACUUGGAUUAUCAGCAAUAUGUUUUCAUUAACCAGAUGUGUUAUCAUGUGGCUCUUCCUUGGUAUUCGAAGUACUUUCCCUACCUAGCUCUUAUACACACAAUUAUUUUAAUGGUCAGUAGCAAUUUUUGGUUUAAAUACCCAAAAACCUGCUCAAAAAUUGAGCAUUUUGUCUCUAUUUUAGGAAAAUGCUUUGAAUCCCCUUGGACUACAAAAGCAUUGUCUGAAACAGCGUGUGAAGAUUCUGAGGAGAAUAAACAGAGACUAACUGGGGCCCAGUCCCUGCCAAAGCAUGUAUCAACUAGUAGUGAUGAAGGAAGUCCAAAUGCCAGUACUCCCAUGAUAAACAAGACUGGUUUCAAGUUUUCAGCAGAAAAGCCAGUUAUUGAAGUCCCGGGUAUGACCAUUUUGGACAAAAAAGAUGGAGAGCAAGCCAAAGCACUCUUUGAAAAAGUACGGAAAUUCCGGGCCCACGUGGAGGACAGUGAUUUGAUUUAUAAGCUCUAUGUUGUUCAGACUGUCAUCAAAACUGUAAAAUUCAUAUUUAUUCUCUGCUACACAGCAAAUUUUGUCAAUGAAAUCAGCUUUGAGCACAUUUGCAUGCCCAAAGUGGAACAUCUAACUGGCUACCAAGAAUUUGAAUGCACACACAAUAUGGCUUACAUGUUAAAAAAGUUGCUUAUUAGUUAUAUUUCUCUCAUCUGUGUCUAUGGUUUUGUCUGUCUGUACACUCUCUUCUGGUUGUUUCGGUUACCCCUGAAGGAGUACUCUUUUGAAAAAGUUAGAGAGGAGAGCAGUUUCAGCGAUAUUCCAGAUGUUAAAAAUGAUUUUGCUUUUCUCUUGCACAUGGUUGACCAGUACGAUCAGCUUUACUCCAAGAGGUUUGGUGUAUUUCUGUCAGAGGUCAGUGAAAAUAAACUGAGGGAAAUAAGUUUGAACCACGAAUGGACUUUUGAAAAAUUGAGGCAACACGUUUCUCGCAAUGCUCAGGAUAAGCAAGAAUUACAUCUUUUCAUGCUAUCGGGAGUCCCGGAUGCGGUUUUUGACCUGACAGAUUUAGAUGUGUUAAAACUUGAGCUGAUUCCUGAAGCGAAAAUCCCUGCUAAAAUAUCCCAGAUGACUAACCUUCAAGAGUUACAUCUCUAUCAUUGCCCUGCAAAGGUGGAGCAGACAGCCUUCAGUUUUCUUCGUGACCACCUGAGAUGCCUGCAUGUGAAAUUUACUGAUGUUGCAGAGAUACCAGCUUGGGUGUACUUACUUAAAAAUCUCCGAGAGUUGUAUUUGGUAGGCAACUUGAAUUCUGAAAACAAUAAAAUGAUAGGACUUGAAUCGCUUAGAGAAUUAAGGCACCUUAAGAUUCUCUAUGUGAAAAGCAAUUUGACCAAAAUUCCAUCUAACAUCACAGAUGUAGCACCACAUCUAACCAAGCUGGUCAUUCACAAUGAUGGUACCAAGCUUUUUGUACUGAAUAGCCUUAAGAAAAUGAUGAAUGUAGCAGAAUUAGAGCUGCAGAACUGUGAACUGGAACGUAUUCCCCACGCCAUUUUUAGUCUCACUAACUUGCAGGAACUAGACCUAAAGUCGAACAGCAUACGCACAAUUGAAGAAGUCAUCAGCUUCCAACAUUUAAAAAGACUAACUUGUCUGAAAUUGUGGCACAAUAAAAUAGUUAACAUUCCUUCUUCCAUUACCCACGUUAAAAACUUGGAGUCGCUUUACCUCUCCAAUAAUAAACUCGAAUCCUUACCUGUUGCAGUAUUCAGUUUACAAAAACUCAGAUGCUUGGAUGUAAGCUACAACUCCAUUGCGGUGAUUCCUGUGGAAAUAGGGUUGCUUCAAAAUCUCCAGCACUUACAUAUCACAGGAAAUAAAGUGGAAGUUUUGCCAAAACAGCUGUUUAAGUGCUCCAAGUUAAGAACUUUGAGUUUGGGACAAAAUUGCAUCACCUCAAUUCCAGAAAAAAUUGGCCAGCUGUUGCAAUUAACUAACCUAGAGCUGAAGGGGAACUGUUUAGACCGUCUACCAGCCACUUUGGGUCAGUGUCGGCUUCUCAGGAAAAGUGGACUAAUUGUAGAAGAUCAUCUUUUUGAUACAUUGCCCUCAGAAGUUAAAGAAGCAUUGAAUCAAGAUACAAGCAUUCCCUUUGCUAAUGGGAUUUAAACAGAAUUCGAACUUGGCGAUCAAUAUAGAUCAUAUUAAAGAGCACACUAAUAAAAUGUUGUGUUGAGAAUUUGGAACUUUUUCUUUUUGUAAGAAAGGACUGUUAAGCCCGGUAGAAUCUCCUUUGGUGUUCGUAGUAUUUUUAAACAUCAGUUCCAAAAUUUUGGGAGGGCAAAGAAGAAAGGGUGGGGGAAUCGUUAAAACAAUCUUGAUUUUUGUUUCCCUUAUGUUUGUAACAUGGAUGCUGCCGCUUUUGAAUGUUUACAAAUUGCUUGCCUGCUUAACGUACAUGAUUAAAUUGGUGACCUUUUCUUACUAUAAAUAAUUUUAAAUGGCUCUGUUCAUUUAGCGCUGUGUUAAAGGCCAUAGUUUUCUUUACUUUAUAAAAUUGGAAUGAUAAUUCAA
Messenger RNA from Pantherophis guttatus, 3289 nucleotides. It is a transcript of the gene LRRC8D, whose product is annotated as leucine rich repeat containing 8 VRAC subunit D. NCBI's taxonomy places the organism in Eukaryota, Metazoa, Chordata, Lepidosauria, Squamata, Colubridae. The record is from RefSeq and is a predicted model, not a curated record. Gene Ontology annotation, molecular function: protein binding.